GAAAAACCCCGAAUGCGCGUACUGACUAUAUGAUGGAUGCCAACCAGUUCGCCUCUUGUGCUCUUCUUCGGACCGGUUGGCAUGACCCAAGCCAUGUCGAGUGGGGCGUCCUUGGCGGACGCGCUCUCGCGCCUCCCGCCCCUCGACCCGAUGGAGGCCAAGUUCUUCAUAUCCCACAUUGACGCAGCGGUCGACGAAGCGCUCCUGCUCUGCAACGACUUUGGCGCGAUCCGGUGGCAGCCGCUCAAGCAGAAGGACGGCGUCGUCGUCUCGCGCGCCGCCGACGACAUGAACUCCAUGUCCAACCACGCGCUCGCCGUGCGCAGCGUCUGCCUUGUGAACGCGUCCUUUGACGAGAUGCUGGACCACUUGACGACCGAGACGACCCGCGACUUUCACGAGCGCGAGGUCGCAGUCAAUCCCGCCGAGUUUCUCGACGGCGCGAUCCUGCAUGUGCUCUGCCCGCGCGACGUUAAUGGCCGCUACGUGUGCAUCAAGUGGCACUGCAUGAAGUCGGUUGCGCCGCCCACCAAGCCGCGCGACUACAUCUACCUCGAGAUUGUCGACUCGUUUGUCAAUGAAGAAGGGCACCGCAUUGGGUAUCGUCUCUCCAAGUCGAUCGACCUCGAGUCGCUGCGGUCGGUCGACGGCACCAACAAGUUUGUGCGGGCGACGACCACGAUGCUGCACACGUUUCGCAGCAGCGACAGCGCCAGCCGCAAUGCGUCGUCGCCCAAAACGCUCUCGGACUUUCAGGUCGAACUGCGGUCCAUGGUGCUCGGCGACUUUAACGGCAAGCUGCCCAUGUACGUGACCAACAAGAUGUCGGAGCUCGCGGGCCUUCGCGGCGCUGCACUCCGCGACCACUUCGACCAGUCGCGCAUGAACACGCUCAAGUGGAUCCAGCCGCACGAAUUUGUGCCAACAAGCAAGCGCUCGUUUUGCUCGCUUUGUACGCGCCAAUUUUCGCUCGUUCGGAAAAAGUACAAUUGCCGUGCGUGCGGCGACGUCAUAUGCUCGCAGUGCAGCAUGAACCAGCAGGUCGGGACGCGCGAGAAGGCCAAGAUCCGCGUCUGCGGCCGCUGCAACCUCUCGGCGCGCACCAACUCGUUGCCGUCGUCGAUCGGGCGCCUCUCGGGGUCGGGCUCGAAUUCGCGCGAGUCGAUUCAGUUCCGAGAUUCGACGUUCCGGGACUCGAGCUUUCGGGAUUCGCAGGCAGGCAACUUUUCUUUUGCGACCACCCGCGUUUCGGAGAAGUACUCGACGAUCGACCGGUCGAGCAACUCGUCCGACUGGUCGUCGUCGUCGGCGCGCGAACUGCAGUACCAGUCGUCGUUUGGCCCGACGACAACUGCACCGUUUAGCACGCCGACACACUACCGGCGCAGCCACUCGGAGAUGCCGCCGACGCACAACUCGACGUCGCCAACCGAUCCGAAUGCGUUGCUGCGUGCGAGCCAAGACUCGCGACCGAGCAUGAUGGAGCACCGGAUGCUCGCUGCAUCCAUGAACAGCAACGGCACGCCUCGCACCAUGUCGAUCACGUCCAACUCGUCGUCGUCCCGGCCGAGCAUGGACCCGUCUCGGCCACCGACGAUUCCUCGCAUCUCAAUCGAAGACAUGCAGCACAUUAGCAUUGUCGAGCCACCCAAGGUCAUGUUGCCACCGACGACGACGACGACGACGACAAGUACGAACCCGUCGACACCGUCACAGCGCCGGUCGUCGCUCGAGCCGGAGCAGUUUGUCGACAUGGCCAUGUCGGGCAUGGACUUCUCGAUCGUUCAGACGGCGUCGACGUCGGACAACGGGGACGGCGACUCGGACCGUCUCAGCGACCUCUCGUCUGUCUCGGACGUCUUUACCGAACGCUACUCGGAGCGCAUGUCGGAGCGUAUGUCGGAGCGCAUUAGCGAGCUUGACGUCGAUGCGUACGACGACGCGGAGCAACCGCCGCUGCACGAGGAAGAGAUUUCGCUCGACGACUUCGCGCCGCCGAUCAAGUCGCCGUCGUCGCUCAUGGACCUCGCCAAGGCCAAUUUCGACGACGUCAACUAUGUCCGCGAGAGCUUUGCGUUCCACUACGACGAUCUCGAGAAGGACCGGUCGUCGAUGCGGUCGACGGUCAACGUCGACAAUGACGAGGACGAGUCACUGCAGCGCAUGACGCUCGUCAUGAAGCUCAACGCCGACAUGGACGCGAUCACGCGCGACAUUUCGACCGUGAAGGAGUCGACGGUCGACUUGCAUAUGCGCAACCAAGAAGUGACGGAGAAGAUCCAAGACAUUGGCCACCACGAGAACCUGCGGCAGUCGACGACCGAGGUGCCUGUCAUAGAGGAAGCGCCGUCGAUCUCGGCGCAGCACGAAGAACGCCUCACGAACGCGCUCUCCAAGAUCAACCAGGAGCUCUACAUGAUCCAGAGCAACAUGGAAAGUGUGCGCGAGAGUACCAAAGCGAUCGACGCCAAGCUCGUUGAAGUCGUCGACGUGCCGCCCACCGACUCGUCGCGCGAGGGCUUUGUGAGCUUUCUGAAGGCCGACAGCUUUGAGCUCAACCCGGAUGCGGCGGCGCCCAACGGCAACGGGUGGGCUGCCGUCCAGUCGACGGUCACCGGCAAGAUGUACUACUACAAUGAGUCGUGCGGCCAAACGAGCUGGACAUUACCGCAGGACGACGACAUGAGCUACUCGGACAGCUACGUGGUGCUGUAAGUUGCCAGGAAUAAAUAUAGUAAUAUUAUGUUAGAGUACAAUGCACA
Saprolegnia diclina VS20 is the source of this 2762-nucleotide messenger RNA. RefSeq lists its product as hypothetical. Bases 37 to 2715 code for a protein of 892 amino acids. The transcript has 3 exons. The record is from RefSeq and is a predicted model, not a curated record. NCBI's taxonomy places the organism in Eukaryota, Oomycota, Saprolegniomycetes, Saprolegniales, Saprolegniaceae. Gene Ontology annotation, molecular function: metal ion binding; protein binding.